UCAGGCCACCACCCCUUCUUUAGCUCGCUCUGUGCCUGUGCCUGUGCCUCAGCAGAAAGGGAAAAGGUGAGGUGGAAGAGAGCAGAAGCGGUGCCCCAAAUCGUCAUCAUCGUGACCAAGCAGGGCACUUCCCCAAUUCAGAUUGGCCUGCAUGCCCUUCCUUGCACAGUACUCUGCAUUCAAGCACUUACCUCUUCUCGCCUCCCCUGGCUUCCCUUCGUGAGGCCAUGCUGCAUGGCGGGGCGGUGCAAGCUCUCGAGGUGCGUGGACUGGGCGUCUGGACCUGGUCUUGAACUCUUGCAGCCGUGCAGCCGUGCUCGCUCGCUCGCUCGCCUCCACAAGAGUCUAAAAUGGCGACUUAUCGUCUGCAGCACCGCACGUCCCCACCCCGCACCACGCCCACACGCAUCACCAGCACAUCCACUCCUCGCUUGCUCGCAUCGGCGUUCCCUCCGGAGGUCAAGCACCUUGCCGAAGCCGGCGGGUCCCCUUUUGGCCCCCUUCCCACGCAGCAUGAUGAAGGCAGCAUCAGAGGGGGGGCAACCGCGCUAAGUGUGGCUGUGCGAAGUCAGAAGGAGAGAGAGAUGGCAAUGGCAGUGGCCGAGGGCGGAGUGACGCAGCCAGAUCAGUAUGCAACCGAUGGCGAUACAGAGCGUAGAGCGUGAUCACGUUUACAGCCUGUGCCUCUGU
Molecule: messenger RNA, 690 nt
Organism: Microstroma glucosiphilum
Lineage: Eukaryota; Fungi; Basidiomycota; Exobasidiomycetes; Microstromatales; Microstromataceae
Exons: 1
Coding region: 351-665 (104 amino acids)
Source: RefSeq, a predicted model, not a curated record